AUGCAUCUCUCCGCAUUUGACCUUGUUUUGAUUCUACUGGCCCAGGCACUCCUCACGGCAUUACCUGUUGGCUUCACGAAGCCCGGCUCCUGGAUCCGCAGCGCCUCCGUGGCAGUCUCGACCAUCCUUAUGCUGAUAUCCGUCUUCGGGCGCAAAGAUAGCUACGACUGCCUCACGCGAAUGGUAUUGGUCUUCUCGCCGCCGGCCCUAUUCCUACAGAACCUGAACAUCUCACUUCUCCGCCGAUGGGACUUUGACUAUGCCGGACCACAGCCGCGUGAAAUUGGAAAGAGAGAGCCUUCGAGACCGCUUCCGGACUCCGUCUGGAAUCGUCUGGCGUUUGGAUUCUCUGCUGCGACGGAGUAUCGACACUGCGGAACCCCGUGGGAGGUUGAGAACGUGCCGGCGUUUCGGAAGAGUGAUCCCAAGUCCGUGCCAUCCAGGAGGGAGUUCUUGGUGCGGAGAGGGUUGCUUCUGCUGUGUAUAUACCUCUUCAUGGAUCUCCUUGGUGUUCUCGCGAGCCAAGACGUCAACAAGGCUCCGACGGAGCUCCUCCCAUUAUUCGGCCGGCUUGAAGACUUUACGAUGCGGGAGGUGUUGGAUCGACUCGUCUUUGUCGUUCUGUUCUUCGUCUUUGGCGCUGCUAGUACCACUCUCCAUUUUGGAUAUGGUGGAUAUCUCUUGGACGAUAUUCUGCACAUUAACGAAGCAGGUCGAUGGAUCCUGGCCUUCCGUGCAGUUCUGGAUCUGAGCGUCGGGCCAUGGUUGCUCGUUGUUGAAGUCGGUGCACAUGACCACAUUGCUCAGAGUCUGACCCGAGUUCCGAGGUUCCUUCUCGCGCGAACAGGGAACUCCACGCUCGACUCUCGAAAGGAAGUCCCAAGAAUGUCUCUCCCGGCACCGCAUCUCCCACCCACGUCAAGGGUUGAUACAGCUAGAAGUGCGGUCGCUCAUGAUGCGGAGUACUUCGUAUUCGUGCUCGGAUGUGUGACAAAUUCACCGCAAGCCUGGGCGAUAGAUCUACCCUGGAUCUGGGGUAACCUUGCGAAAUCUUUCCGCAACCAUGUGUCUCAUACAACACCAAACCACCGUUGGCCGCCGUCGAAGCAUUCAAACUUAGGUACAAGCAUUCCCGACGGAUCUGGCUGCGCCAUUGUCUUUGCGACUACCGGAGAGGGAACGUAUGACUUCGCUGCAUUCACCAACGGCACCGUCCUGCUCAGCGUUGAGGUCCAUGUCGGCGCUCCUUACUAUCUCCCGUCGCCCGUCAGCUUCCACGGAUACGUGUACAUGGAUUACAACGACGACUGCCGCAUCUACGCUGCCCGAGGCUACGCCGACGUUCCUUCCUCUGUUCUCAACUGGCUGACACCUCAGGCCGUGGGAGUUCCUGGAGGUGGCCUUGGCUCCGUGUGCAUGCCGCUGCCUGUUGGUGGUCAGUAA
Zymoseptoria tritici IPO323 is the source of this 1443-nucleotide messenger RNA. RefSeq lists its product as uncharacterized. The record is from RefSeq and is a predicted model, not a curated record. The coding region runs from base 1 to 1443 and encodes 480 amino acids. The transcript is spliced from 7 exons. Lineage: Eukaryota; Fungi; Ascomycota; Dothideomycetes; Mycosphaerellales; Mycosphaerellaceae.